CUAUAGAGAUCGCUAAGACAUGUGACCAAAUGGACGGCAACGUCAUCAGAACGCAAAGAAUUAUGGGAAUGUUUGGCUCGUUUACAUGGGCUAGCAUAACAGACCAGUGUUGUAGCAUGAAAAUAAUUUAAAAAAAAUAGCGUGAUAACAGAAUACAAUCCUACAAAAUGCAGCGGGCUAAAGAAAACAUUGUCGGACCAUACCGCCUUAAACUAAAUCAUAAUGCAAAGACGAGGUAUGACGAAAAAAUAAAGGGAAUCAAAGGACUGGAUCCUUAUGAGCAUAGCGACUGGUCAGGGAACGUCAACCUGCUGCCCAACUUCCAGCACCCAUAUAUAUACAACUACAUGAUAUUAAGUGUUAGUGCGUACACGCACGAAGUUUUCAGUAACUUCAAGUCGCUGCAGCAGGCCCAGGUCUUUUUUACAGAUGGGUGGGUCCAGGACCUGGAGAUGGUAAAAGUGGGGCAGAAAACUGUCGUCCGUUCAAAGGUGAAUCACUCCAUGCGACUCAGCCAGAAGCCCCUACAGCCAUGGGUCAUACUUACAGCAUGUGGGGAAGUGGAGAGCGCUCACUGCACUUGUAUGGCUGGUGUGGCAGAGAAGUGCGCACAUGUGGCAGCCCUCCUGUACAAGAUCGAUACAACUAUGCGUCUGCGGGGAAAUGUGACUCCAACAGAUGUUGAAGCGUACUGGGUGAUGCCCUCCAAUAUAACCAAAGUGCAGGGAGUGCCUGGCCAUACUAUUGACUUUACAACAAGCUCUGCCCGAAAAAAGGCACUUGAUCGGUCAGUGUGUGGAGACACCAGCACAGCACCCAAGAUCCGGACCCGCUCAGGUGGCACAUGUUUACCGCAGAAGACACUUGCUGAUUUAAAACUCCUCACAGAACUCAUGCAUGCACACAGGUCUGGACUGUGCUCUGUAAUGGAGGAAUUCUGCCACCUCUAUGUUGACCCCAUUCAGCCAUGUGUCCUGCCCAAGUCACUGCUGCGUCUUCGCGACCCACAAAUGGAUGGCUGUGACUUGUCGGUCCUGCUUCAACACUGUGAGGGCCUGACACACCUUGUGGCAGUGACAGCCACAGAGGCAGCUGCACUGGAAAAGAACACAAGACAGCAGCACAAGUCUGACAUAUGGCACAGCACACGGGCUGGAAGGAUAACCGCCUCCAUCAUACACGCUGUUGUCUCCACCUCCAUAACCAGACCAGCAAAGUCAACUGUGCAAAAGGUGUGCUAUCCACAGAAACCUUCACUGAGACAGACUGACAAUGGCCCAGAGGCCAUUAAAUGGGGGAGAGAAAAAGAGGCUACGGCAAGGGUCUCCUACAUCACACAGACGGAGCUGCGGCACAGGGACAUGAAAGUGGAAGACUGUGGAUUUAUAAUCAACCCUUCUUUCCCUGAAAACUCCUGA
This is a messenger RNA of Alosa sapidissima (American shad), 1418 nucleotides long. RefSeq lists its product as uncharacterized. The record is from RefSeq and is a predicted model, not a curated record. The transcript has 2 exons. Lineage: Eukaryota; Metazoa; Chordata; Actinopteri; Clupeiformes; Clupeidae. Gene Ontology annotation, molecular function: zinc ion binding. Bases 168 to 1418 code for a protein of 416 amino acids.